UGAUUAACGUUGUUCGUUGAUUUUAGAGAAAAUCAAUCAAUCACUAAAAUUAGUCGUUAAACAAAGCUUGCGAAGAAGAAGAAAAUGGCGGAUUUGAUUUUGAGUUCCUCUGCACAAUCCUCUCUCCUUCACGUCAGACCCAAUCUCUUCCUACUCAAUACCUCCACUGCUUCACCGAUCCGAAGUGUCAGAUUCCAAAAUCCCAACGGUUUUCAUCCUCUCGCGUUCGCAUCUGGUCACCGACGACUUCCUCUCGGUGCAGUAGUUCCCUCUGAUUCGACUAAGACGAUCACCGGUACUAUUACCGCUAAUUGCGUUGAUUCAGGUGUAAAAGCUGUUGAAGUCGAGCCUACGAUCGAUUACGGAGGUGGUGGUGGUGGUGGAAUUGGAGGUGAUAAAUUUGGCGGCGGUGGUGGAGGCGGCGAUGGAAAUGACGACGGAGAAGAUGGUGAUAAGGAAGAGAGUGACGGGAAAAAAGGCACGCCUCUGUCUAUGUCGCAGAAAUUGACUCUUGGUUACGCUUUUCUCGUUGGAGUUGGUGGGCUGAUGGGUUAUCUGAAGAGCGGUAGCCAGAAAUCGCUGCUUGCAGGUGGACUGUCAGCUGCUGUUCUGCUGUAUGUCUUCAGCCAGCUCCCAACAAAACCUGUUCUUGCAUCAACCGUUGGCGUAGUGAUGGCGGGUGCAUUAACGUACGUGAUGGGAACCAGAUACAUGGGAUCGAAGAAGAUAUUUCCUGCUGGAGUCGUGUCGAUCAUGUCUUUCAUUAUGACCGGAGGAUACAUACACGGUAUCAUGCGUAGCCUUCACUAAGCAGCAGCAAACACUCUCGAGUCUGUUACAAAAGUGUCUGUCUCUGACCUUUUUCUUUCUUUGUGUGUUUCACGGUGUAAAGCAGCUUCGCUACUUUGUGUUUUGUAUGAACCAUAAGGAAACUACCAAAACGUUCCAGAGAAGUACUUUUGAAAUAUCUUAUGGAUUUAGCUCUGUGGUCAGAA
Arabidopsis lyrata subsp. lyrata is the source of this 995-nucleotide messenger RNA. Its product is annotated as protein FATTY ACID EXPORT 2, chloroplastic. Lineage: Eukaryota; Viridiplantae; Streptophyta; Magnoliopsida; Brassicales; Brassicaceae. Bases 85 to 810 code for a protein of 241 amino acids. The record is from RefSeq and is a predicted model, not a curated record. Gene Ontology annotation, cellular component: membrane. The transcript is spliced from 3 exons.